AUGACAUCUUCGGAAGCGCACGCCACUGAUCCUAUGUGCAGGAUGUUGCUUGAACAUACCUACGAAGCGAUUAUUGAUGCCGGUGUAAAUCCUAAAGAAUUAAGAGGAACAAAAACCGCUAUCUUCAUAGGAUCAUGUUACUCUGCGACAAGAAACAUAAUUACGUAUUACAGGCCUGAAGCAGCUGGAUACUCAAUUGUUGGAUGUAGUCAAUACUUGUUAGCCAACAGCAUUUCUAACUGGCUUGGCCUUGAUGGACAAUCUUAUGCCUUGGAUACGGCUUGCAGUUCAAGCCACUACGCCAUGGCGGAAGCUUACAGAAUGAUACGAAGUGGAGAAUGCGACGCGGCUAUCGUGGGAGGCGCCAACAUGUGUAUGCAUCCCAACGUUUUGCUUCAAUUUAUUCAACUCGGUAAAGUUAUACUUAAGAAUCUGUUUGAUCACUUGCAUCUAAACAUUAUAACG
Molecule: messenger RNA, 465 nt
Organism: Dinoponera quadriceps
Lineage: Eukaryota; Metazoa; Arthropoda; Insecta; Hymenoptera; Formicidae
Product: fatty acid synthase-like
Exons: 2
Biological process (GO): fatty acid biosynthetic process
Molecular function (GO): fatty acid synthase activity; 3-oxoacyl-[acyl-carrier-protein] synthase activity
Source: RefSeq, a predicted model, not a curated record